AUGAACCUGUAUUCUGCCGGGAACGCCUUGUUGGAGAUCGAGUAUGCUGGAGAGGUGGGCACCGGCUCGGGCCCGACCUUGGAGUUCUAUGCUCUUGUGGCCGAGAAUUUGAGGACUCUACAGCCGCAGCUGUUUCGAGCAAGUACACCUGGGGGCAUGCUGUACCCGCAGCCUUACGACCCUCACUGGCUUCGCAGAGCUGACGAGCAGGGCUCUCAGCAGAUCCUGGAGCGCUUCAGGCUGUUGGGCCAGGUGGUGGCAAAAUGCAUCAUCGACAAUCGGCUAGUGGACAUCCAGCUGCAUCCUGCAUUCUGGCGGUCUGUGCUGGGAAGUGCGCCCCUGUCGCAGCAAUGGCUGCGGUCCGUUGAUCCGGAGUUGCAUUCUUCGCUGGAGAACAUUCGCGACAUGGAUGCCGACAAGCUCGAGGGGCUGUGCAUCGACUUCACCAUGCCAGGCCACCCCAGCAUCGAGCUCAAGCCAGGAGGAGCUGGAUAUAGUCUGAACGGCUCCAAUCGCGAGGAAUACCUGCACCGUGUUGCGGAGGUGGCACUGGUCGAGGCUGUCGCGCCUCAGAUCAACGCCUUCCGAACAGCUUUCAAGGAGCUUCUGCCCCUGGAGACAUGCCGCAUCUGGUCCGAGCAGGAGCUCUCCUUCAUCAUCGUCGGCUCCUCUGUUCAGGACGAUGCCUUCUGGUGCAUAGACCAUCUUGCAGCGAACAUCAAGGCACAUCACGGCUACACAACCGACUCAAGGUGCUUUAAAGACUUGAUGAACUUCCUCUCCGAGUUGUCAGCUGAAAACAGGCGAAACUUCCUGAUGUUUGCAACUGGUGCACCCACACUGCCCAUCGGCGGCUUCAGCGGCCUCAAGCCGCCCUUGACUGUUGUCAAAAAGGAAGCCCCGUCUGCUCCACUCACGGCAGACGACUUCAUGCCCUCGGUCAUGACGUGUGCAAACUACCUGAAGCUGCCUGAGUACAGCUCAGCUGAGAUGCUGAAGCAGAAGCUACAUCUUGCCAUGCGAGAGGGGCAGUGUGCCUUCCUGCUCUCCUAG
This is a messenger RNA of Symbiodinium necroappetens, 1053 nucleotides long. Lineage: Eukaryota; Dinophyceae; Suessiales; Symbiodiniaceae. The record is from the annotation of a GenBank genome assembly.